UCUCUCCUCUCCCAUUCGCCAAUUUUUUAAUCCAUUUUUUAAUUCCGUAAUAUAUAAUCAAACCGCUCUUUUCCUUUCCCGUUUCACCAAGGCUCUCCUUCCCCGUUUCGCACUGUUCCCCCAUUUCACCGUUCACCCCCUCAUCGUCCCCCUUUCCCCUAGCCGGGAAACCCACUCUCGUCGCCGGGAAACCCCUUACCGUCGCCGGGAAACCAGUAUACUCCGUUUACCCUCCUCGCCUUUCGCCUCGGGCGUCGAAUCCGGGGGUCCGGGAUUCUUCUAAGCGAGGGUUUCGCGCGACGUUGCCGUGGCGGGGCGAAGCUUCGGAUCUCGUCGCGAUUUGGGGCGUGGAGGGUAAUGCGGGGCGUUCUUCGGUCUCCCCCCUCCGAUUCGGGCUUUUAGGGUUCGGAAUUCGCGGGGGAGGUGCGGUUGGGGGAGUCGCCGAUCCGCGAUCGGGAUGAGAUGGUUUAUUUUCUUGUUUUGGCAUAGCCCGGGGUUGGGUUCUUUAUAAGCGGUGGAGGGGAGGCCUUGUAUUCCUAGGGAAGUUGGAACUAGGUUAGAGGCUUCAAAACACCAAAGGCUUCAGCUAUCGAGAGUUGCUAUUGUAGCUGAAGCUGCUGAUGUUACAAAUAUGAUGGCUAGAAGUGGAGGAGAUGCUUUAAAAGCUUCCACUUCUUGUGGUAUACGUUUGCAUGGAAAUUUUGGUGCAUUUUCUCAGGGCAGUGGUUAUGCAAAAGAUGCCUUUUCGAAGCACAAGGUGGAAAAGUUUGAUUUGUCUAACUUGAACUGGAUUGAAAAGAUACCAGAGUGUCCUGUAUUCUGCCCCUCAAAAGAGGAGUUUGAGGAUCCAUUAGAUUAUCUCCAAAAGAUUGCUCCUACUGCGGCAAAAUAUGGUAUAUGCAAGAUAGUUUCCCCCAUAAGUGCUUCUGUUCCAGCUGGUGCCGUACUGAUGAAGGAACAAGCUGGAUUUAAAUUUAGCACCAGAGUUCAACCUCUUCGUCUUUCUGAGUGGGACGCAGAUGACAAAAUAUCUUUCUUCAUGAGUGGAAGAAAAUAUACUUUCCGGGAUUUUGAGAAAAUGGCAAACAAAGUAUUUGCUCGAAGAUAUUCUAGUACUGGGUCCCUCCCAUCUAGGUUCUUGGAAGAAGAAUUUUGGCAUGAGAUUGCUUUCGGCAAGAUGGACUCGGUUGAAUAUGCUUGUGAUAUUGAUGGUAGUGCCUUCUCAUGUUCUCCAACUGAUCGACUAGGGAAAAGCAAGUGGAAUCUGAAGAGGCUUUCUCGUCUCCCAAAAUCUGUACUGCGACUUCUGCGAAUGGCAAUUCCAGGAGUAACAGAUCCAAUGCUUUAUAUUGGAAUGCUCUUUAGUAUGUUUGCUUGGCAUGUGGAAGAUCACUACUUAUACAGCAUAAAUUAUCAUCACUGUGGAGCAUUUAAAACAUGGUACGGGGUUCCAGGCCAUGCAGCUCCAGGUUUUGAGAAAGUGGUACGGGAGCACGUAUACAAUCAGGAUAUGUUGUCCGGUGAAGGAGAUGAUGCUGCAUUUGAUGUUCUCUUGGGAAAGACUACAAUGUUUCCUCCAAAUGUACUGUUGGAAAAUGGCGUUCCUGUUUAUAAAGCUGUGCAGAAACCUGGGGAGUUUGUCAUCACCUUUCCUCGCGCUUAUCAUGCAGGCUUUAGUCAUGGUUUCAAUUGUGGCGAGGCAGUGAAUUUUGCUAUUGGUGAUUGGUUCCCUUUGGGUGCUGUGGCUAGCCAACGCUAUGCCCUUCUUAACAGGACUCCCUUGCUCCCUUACGAGGAACUCCUUUGCACGGAAGCAAUGCUGCUUUCUUGCAAAGUAUCAAAUCCUGGUUAUAAAGUUCUGGCCCCACCUGAAGAAUUCUUGUCCCAAAAAUCUGUCAAGGUUUCUUUUGUAGAGUUAAUGCGCUUCCAGCACCGUGCUCGUUGGCUCAUUGUGAAAAUGGGCGCUCAGAUAGAGUACAAGUCGGAUGUUCAUUCGACUUUACUGUGUAGCAUUUGCCGACGUGAUUGCUAUGUUGCUUAUGUUAAAUGCAACUGCAUUUUAGACCCUACUUGCCUCCGCCAUGAGCAAAAACUACUGAGCUGCCCUUGCAAGUGUAAUAGGAUAAUCUUUGUAAGGGAGAACAUACUGGAGAUGGAAGCUUUGGCACAAAAAUUUGAGCUGGAAGAAGGCAUAUUGGAUGAAGUACAUCGUGGUAAUGGCUUGUCUCAACUGGCUGACCCGUUCUUUUGUACUGGUACUGAAGGAUACAGCCCGUAUUGUGAGACUAAAAUUGAAGCCAGGCUCCCAAAUGAUAGCAUUUACAAAGGAGAAUGUGUUAACAAACCUUCUCCUGCUGGAUCAACAAUAACAACAUCUUUUGGACUAGAUGAGAGUUCUUCAUUUAGUGAUGCGCAUACUAAUUCUGUUAGACGCAAUUUUUCUGUUGCAAAGUGUCCGCAGAGCAUUUGUUCUCAUGAUAGUUCAGCUAUGGAAGGCAGUGAUGAUUCUGACUCUGAAGUUUUUCGCAUAAAGCGCAGGACCACUAAUGUUGGGAGAAGUUCUAUUGGUGACGUAACGGUACCAAACUCGACUUAUCGCCAGGCAUUCAAACGAUUGAGGAAGGCCUACCCUGACGUAAGACAUGUACGUUUGCAAUCAGAAUCCAUUCAGGAAACAUCGGAAUCCGUUCGGGAAACAUCGGAUCAUUGCUCUGUUCCAGCUACUAAUUCUAGGCAGAAUUUUGAAACUGCUUCUAGAAGCUGGAAAGGCGGAGCUUUCCCAAUAUCCAGGAAGAUUAAGCAAGAAUUGUCAGAAGUCAAGCUCACUAACGAUGAUGAGGCCAGUAAGAGUGAAAACAGUGUCAGAUUUAACAGAGGGGAGCUACCUAGAGAAUCACCUUCCAUAGAGCUCGGGCCAAAGCGCUUGAAAGUUAAGGGUCCCUCCACAAAAUCUAUCAGUGGGCAUGCUUUGUAUUAAAGCAUAGUUGAUUGAUUCUAACCACAGGAAAAUUUAACUUCACUCUAACAACAGAAAGCAGAGAGAUGCAAAGAUUGGUUAACAGGGGUGAGUUUAGAACAGGUAAUGAUUCGUGUAGUCCGAUUCUUUGUGCGAGCCCUCGAAUUGAGGUUCUUGCACGGCUGGAUUCUUACGGUUCUCUGCCGCAGUUUCUUCCCUUUCAUCUUUUUUUCUUUUCAUUUUCAUUUAGCCCUUGGAGCAGAGGACCCUGCAAAUUCUUUGCGGAGAAUUUGUACUAGCUGUAAAUUUGUUGUUUCAUUCAUGUAGAUUGGCUUCACAACAUUCUCCAUGAAUUCCAGUCUAACCACAUUCCUGUUUAAUUUCUACAAUUCUUUCAUGCAGUUUGUUAUACUUUUUUGAUGUUUAAAAUGAUUGUGAGGAAAUUGUGGAAUA
Messenger RNA from Ananas comosus (pineapple), 3409 nucleotides. RefSeq names its product lysine-specific demethylase JMJ706. Gene Ontology annotation, biological process: chromatin remodeling. Gene Ontology annotation, molecular function: histone demethylase activity. The transcript is spliced from 12 exons. Lineage: Eukaryota; Viridiplantae; Streptophyta; Magnoliopsida; Poales; Bromeliaceae. Gene Ontology annotation, cellular component: nucleus. The coding region runs from base 632 to 2977 and encodes 781 amino acids. The record is from RefSeq and is a predicted model, not a curated record.